Drosophila busckii is the source of this 3381-nucleotide messenger RNA. Its product is annotated as zinc finger protein rotund. The record is from RefSeq and is a predicted model, not a curated record. The transcript has 8 exons. NCBI's taxonomy places the organism in Eukaryota, Metazoa, Arthropoda, Insecta, Diptera, Drosophilidae. Bases 173 to 3019 code for a protein of 948 amino acids. Gene Ontology annotation, biological process: regulation of transcription by RNA polymerase II. Gene Ontology annotation, cellular component: nucleus. Gene Ontology annotation, molecular function: DNA-binding transcription factor activity, RNA polymerase II-specific; RNA polymerase II cis-regulatory region sequence-specific DNA binding.
GCAAAACUGUAUAAUUUAAAAUAUUCAUAUAUGUGUAGAUAUCUGAAUCAAAUAAGAACUGCUUAUUACAUCAUGAAAAUCUCCUUAAGAAGUGCUUUGGAAGUUAAUUAACAAUUUGAACCUCGAUUCAACAAUACUACAAAGUGCGAACUAGUGCGAGUGUGUAGAUUCAAUGAUUAUGCAUGGUACUUGGUACAAAGGACCACAGCUGACGCAUCAUCCUCACACCGACUACCAUCAGUUUCGAUCAUAUCCCUCGUUUGUUGUGACACCCUACCACGACGGUCAUGCGACAAUCCCCUGCCCACCGCCCACAUCCUGCAGCAGCAAUAGCCAUGCAAUCGGUCCUGGGCAGACCCACGAAUCUGCUGCAAUAAUAGUCGAGGGAUCGCUUGCUGCUGCUGCCACUGCCGUCGGCUCUGAAACAGGCAGCUCCGUACUAAAUUCACCGAUUAAGAUCGAGCAAGUUUUUGGAGAACCAGCAACUGGAAUUUCCACAGCUGGAACAAUUGUCGACGACUAUGCUUUGAGCCUGGACUGUUCGGUGGAGCAUCACUUUCGGAAACCCCAUAGCAACACCAACAACAACAACAGCAGCAGUAGUAACGGCUGCUGUUGGUCAGCCAACGACGUCGUCAACAGUAAUAGCAAUAGCAACAACAUCAGUAGCAAUCAACAGCAUUUACAUCCUGGACCGGGACCCGGCUCCGGGUCAGGACUAUUGGCAGAGUCAGCGGCAACAACGUCACCAACGCCGUCAGUGGACGGCAACGCCAACUCCAACGCUAGUCAAGUAGCAUCCGCGUCCUCAAUUAAUUUCAAUCCUACCCAAGCCCAACCCGCAUCACAGACACAAUCAAGUUACAGCUCCAACUCCAUAAAGUCACCACCGGAAACAACAGCGCAACAGCAACAGCAGCAGCAGCAGCAGCAACAAUCAACGGGUAAAAGUCACGACAGCAGCAGCAGCACAACCGCCGCUGCUGUGGCCGCUGCCGCCGCUGCUGCUGCCGCGGUCAACAUGCCGAUCGGCAGCGUACAGGGACAGAAUCCCACACAAGGUCUGGUCCAUUGGAUGAGCGCAGUUAUGGCCGAGCAUAUGACCGGACAGACGCAUCACGAUCCCAGCACCGCCGUUGGCAUGCACUACAUGUGGAACGGCAAUGUCGAUCAUGCCAAGGAUAUAAGCGAUUACAAUCUUUGGCCGCCAACACCGCGCAGUCAUCAACACGCCAGUGAGCAUCAUCCGAUGACCCUAAAACAGGAAUAUGAGGCCAAAAUGAAUGAUCACCAUCACCAUAAUAAUCUGCAGAAAGGCCACUUUCUGGAUGACAAUCGGCUGGACCAUCAUGCGACAAUCGCCGCUCAAAGUAGCCUCGGUCUUGGAGGCGUCCCGAAUGGUGCAGGCUCCGCUGCUGGCAGCAACUCUGCACUUGGCGGCAGCACUCAUCACAGCAAUCACGUGACAGCCGCCGCAGCAGCUGCUGCUGCCCAUCAUCAUAACAACGCUGUGGCGGCGGCUUCGGCGGCAGCGCUGCUUGUAGUACCGCAGCCCAUAAACGCCAUCAAGAUGAGCGGCAGCGGCAACGGCGUGGGAGCAGCCGCGGGACAUGGACAUGCUGCGGGUGGCGGCAGUGGACGCAAGUAUCAAUGCAAAAUGUGCCCACAGAUUUUUAGCUCCAAGGCGGAUCUGCAGCUGCACACACAGAUUCAUAUGCGUGAAGCGAAGCCGUACAAGUGCACGCAGUGCUCGAAGGCUUUUGCCAACUCGUCCUAUCUGUCGCAGCAUACCCGCAUCCAUUUGGGCAUCAAGCCGUACCGCUGCGAGAUUUGCCAACGGAAAUUUACGCAGUUGUCGCACCUGCAGCAGCACAUACGCACCCAUACGGGCGACAAGCCGUAUAAGUGUCGGCAUCCCGGAUGCCAAAAGGCUUUCUCGCAGCUCUCCAAUCUGCAGUCGCACUCCCGCUGUCAUCAGACGGACAAGCCGUUCAAGUGCAACUCGUGCUACAAGUGCUUCUCUGACGAACCGUCUCUGCUGGAGCACAUACCCAAGCACAAGGAGUCCAAGCACUUGAAGACGCAUAUCUGUCAAUAUUGCGGCAAGUCCUACACGCAGGAGACCUAUCUGACUAAGCAUAUGCAGAAGCAUGCCGAACGUACAGACAAGCGUCCUCCCAUUGCGCCUGGCAGUGCGGCGGCGGUUGCAGCGGCUGCUGCUGCUGCUGCAGCGGCCACCAGCAAUGUUUCAGCAACAACAGGCAGCAAUUCGGUGCAACAUCAGCGACAAAAUUUGGCCUUGCCACCGGUUUCAAUAGCGCCAAGCGACAAUAGCUAUUGGCCCAAGGUAAGUCCUGACUCGGCGGCCACCGCCAAUGCCAAUGCCAAUGCCAUGGAGGUCAUGCAUCAGCAGCAGCAGCAACAGCAGCAGCAACAGCAACAACAACAACAGCAGCAGCAGCAUCAUCAUCACACCCAACACGGUGUGCCGCCUCAACAGCAUGCACCGCCACAACAGCAGCAACAGCAACCGCAACAUCAUCACCCACAACAACAGCAACAACAGCCACCGCCGCAGCAUAGCAUGGAGGCGCACUAUGCGCAACCAACGGUUCCCAACACGGGCCAAAGCAAUGGUCAUGCACCAGAGCAACUACAGUCGCAUCAUCGCAUCAUGCCCGAUCCAGGGCGGGAGGAUAUUGUGUCUACACCCAGCACCGUCGGGCCAUAUGAUGCCGCUUCUCUAACGAAAACCACCAGUAAUUCUGCUUUUACACCAAUCAACUCAAUGCCUCCGCACUUAAACUCACUGAGCCACCAUCCCAUGGCUCAGCGGCCGUAUCUCUAUGAUGCCAUUAGCUUUCCGAAUAAAAAUGUCAAUCAGAACAAUGCCAACGCUUUCCCCAAUCAGCUCAUUUCGUUGCACCAGAUACGCAACUAUGCUCAUCAGCCGGCUGGCCUAAUGCCAGGUGAGCAUCUGCUGGGUGUAAGCGUUGGCCCCGGCAAGGACAAGGGAUAGCUAACGUCUUUCUUUUAAGUUGGCCUGGCCACCCACCACCCCUCUUAUUCUAGUGUUAUCAAUCCUUGAUACUGUGUUGACCGCCGAAUUCGAUGAUGCAAUCUCGAAGAUGCUCGAAGCGUUUAUUAGUUUUUACCAAGGAAUAUUUAUGCGUGUUCAUGCAUAUGUACAUAUGUGUGUGUGUGUGUAAUCGCAUAAUUAUGAAUUUGCCCAUACCCUGUACAGUAUUAAUUUGUAGUUAGUGAUAACCUAAGUUGAAUGGGCUCGUAGACUUUAGCGUUGUGUGCUAUACUCUCAAAAUACUUAUUUUCACUAAGAAUUUCGUUAAUGGCCAACUCAAAGUAUUCUAAUUUAACCGUCCA